AUGAGUUUGCUACAACGACCCCAGUCAUCAGACAAUGGUAUCACGACUGUCAAACAGAAUGUCUCUGUUAUACCGGACCUCGUGAUCAAGGGCUUGUUGAGCGCCAUCUCGGCUCACUACUUCAAAUGUUCAGUGCUGCGGUCGUCAUUAUACAGUGUGUAUGACUGGUGGUCAUCAAGGGCCUCUACAAAUCCGCAACUUAUCUAA
Messenger RNA from Suillus subaureus, 207 nucleotides. RefSeq lists its product as uncharacterized. The transcript has 3 exons. The coding region runs from base 1 to 207 and encodes 68 amino acids. The record is from RefSeq and is a predicted model, not a curated record. NCBI's taxonomy places the organism in Eukaryota, Fungi, Basidiomycota, Agaricomycetes, Boletales, Suillaceae.